This is a messenger RNA of Synchiropus splendidus (mandarinfish), 2435 nucleotides long. Its product is annotated as specifically androgen-regulated gene protein-like. Lineage: Eukaryota; Metazoa; Chordata; Actinopteri; Syngnathiformes; Callionymidae. The coding region runs from base 157 to 1362 and encodes 401 amino acids. The record is from RefSeq and is a predicted model, not a curated record. The transcript has 4 exons.
UUGGCUGUGUGGCUCACGGCUACUUCCGACCUGCGUCUGCAGCGCCUCAGUGCAGCCGUGGGAGCGAGGAUCCGCCAUGACGUCUGACAGACGCUGAAGUGACUUUGAAACUGGCGCUUUGUCAUGUGUUGAGAACCUGCUUGGUUCCCUGGUGCCAUGCCGAAGAGUGACACGUGGCCUGGUGGCGCCGCCAUAAACUCAGCGAUGAACAUGGACAGCGCUGGCAGCUGCGACAGUGUCAUCAGUGUGAACUCUGCCUGCAGCGACGACAGCAUGGACCACUUGUCCGCCGAGGAGAGGGCGUGUCUCAUGUAUCUGGAGGAGAUGAUCGAGUCGGUGGAGGUGCAGGACGACAGCGGGCUUUCCAACGACGAGCCGGAGCUGCUGCUCCAGAGCAGAGGAGCAGUCGACACGGCCAGGGUGAGAGCUGAGAAGCUGGACGUCGUGGACUCGGCAGCUGGAGGAGAGCAGCCCCUGUCGGAGGAGAUGGAUCUGGCUCUGAUCCCUCCUCCCUCUGACUUCAUGGACGUGCCCAAGACCUCCCUGCUUCCUGAGUCCAGCCAGUCGAGUGAAGCGCCGCCGGAGUCGGUGGAGCAGCUGCUCCAUGGUGCCGCGACUCCGCCUCCUGACCCCGCAGCCCUCCCUCCUCCUCCUCUGGAUCUAGUGGCGCCCAGAAGCCCACCAGCCGUGGCACCGAAGCCCAAGAAACUCCCCCCCAACAUCAUCCUCAAGUCGCACAAAUCCCCCGCCGCUGACAGCAUGAACUUCUCGCCCCCUGCUGGCAGUGACCGGAACAUGCUUGACCCCCAGAAAGUCCGCAUGGAGGCCCUUCGGAAGCUCGGGUUGCUGAAAGGUGAGGAGAAAGAGCCGGGCCCUCUUCUGAGCCCCAGACAUUCUCCGAAGGUGAGGAGGCCGGCGCCGUCUUCACCCGCCGCUCCCAGACCCCCGUCCGUGAGCAGCCUCCCAGCAUCACCUCCCGCCUCCUCCUCGCACCAGGACCUUCUUCCAGCACCGGCCGCGUUCUGCGAUCCAGAACCAGUGCCGCCCUCCCCGCCCCUCCCUCCGCCCGUCGUGCUGCUGACGCCGCCGAGGCCAGUGAAGGCGGCCACUCUGGAGCGCUCAGGUCCGGGACUGACACCCGGCGACCUGCGCAACACCAGGCCCCGCCCCGCUUCUCUGGGGAGCAGCGAUGAGUUUGUGAAGGUGCAGCUGGCCAGCAGAGACGCCGACACUCGCCGGCCCCACCCCUCCCCGGGGAAGCUGCCCCGCUCCCAGGGCAUCAGCGUGCUGAUCUCCCCUCGAGCUGAGAACGAGGAGGACCGCCGCCAGGCCCUGAGGAAGCUGGGACUCCUCCAAGACUGAGGCGGAACGCUGAAACAUCUGGGAUGCAGCUUCAACUGUGUUCACCUGACUUUUUGCUCUGUUGUGGUUGGCUGGACUAAAAAGAGGGACAAAGCUCGGGUACAUUUUGCUGCCACUUCCUUUCAUCUCCCCGUUUUCACUGCAUUUUAUCCAAGAAAGUGCCACUCAUGGAGGAAGUAAAUCCAUAAAUUCCCCUGGCUUGUCUUCAAAAGGUGCUCAGAUAACCAUCAACGCUGAGUCACUUCACGCUGUCUUAGUGUCGCGCCUCGUCGUGCCUGUUCAGACGGUAAAAACCAAACACAUUUUUUUCAAAGAAACGCCACAAAUCUCAAUUUGAUGAAUUCAGUGUGAAUGACGACAGGAAGCCGGUCUUUUAAACCUGGUUUUACUGGUUUUUGAACCCAAGAAAGUUAGUUUCUCCGCCAUCAGCUUUGGAUUUUUCUUGACGCAGAAACCUGAUUUUUAAAGGCAAAGUUCCGCCUGAAGCUGCUGGACCUGUUCGAUGAGGCUGCUAAUAUUCUGAUUGGAUGAUGUCGAGUCAGUCAGUGGAGUCUCUUCAGCUCACAGGCGGGGAGCUAUUUCAAACAUGCGAGCCACGUCAGGUGCCUGUCGCCGCGCAUGAGCGCCGCUGCAGCCGCAGCUCUGGGGCGGAUGGCGCUCGGUCUCAUGGCGUGUGAAACCCGGCUCCGGCGUCGACUUCUGUGAACCUGUGCGGCUGGUUUUCUCUAUUUUGCAAAUUCUUCAUAGUUUGAUGUGAUGCCUUCAGGGACUCAUUCAGAGUCUCGGCUCAUUUUUGAGGGAACAGUAACAAAAUGGCUGGAAUAAAAUGUAAAUCCAGCGUCUUUGUAACGCGAAUGCUGUUAAAACAAGUGAAUGGUUUUAUGCAGCGAAAGAGGUUUUUAGGUCACACGGAUCCUCACCAGACGUAUCCGACUUGGCAAGUUGGUGCUUGAAUGUCUGCAGUGUCAAGUUGAAUGCCCUUCAUACUUUGAAUGAUCUUUGUUAGCGUAACCACACCUGUCUUUUCUAAAAAUAGAACGUUUUAUCUGGUAAAUGGAAAAGACAAACUGUAA